CAAAUCCCACCACCAAUCUCUCCCAAGCAGGAUCCUCAACAAGCAUUAACUCAACAAAUUGACUACUACUUCUCUUUGGAAAACUUGAUAAGAGAUAUCUACUUGAGAAAGAACAUGGAUACUGAGGGUUGGGUGUCAUUGUCGUUGAUCUUGAACUUCAAGAGAGUCAAGAUUAUCAUCAACGGUAUUCAAAACUCUCUCGAAUCUGACCAGGAAGUCAGCUCCAUUAUUUUGGAGACUGUCAAGAACUGUCAGAACUUAGAAAUCAACUACCUCAACGAAAAGGACGCUGAAUCCGCCACUAUCGAUGAUGUCAACUUGAGAGUCAAGGACAACUUUGAGCAAUGGUUGUUG
This is a messenger RNA of Suhomyces tanzawaensis NRRL Y-17324, 354 nucleotides long. It is a transcript of the gene SLF1, whose product is annotated as Slf1p. Gene Ontology annotation, molecular function: RNA binding. The record is from RefSeq and is a predicted model, not a curated record. The annotation marks the transcript as partial. Lineage: Eukaryota; Fungi; Ascomycota; Pichiomycetes; Serinales; Debaryomycetaceae. The transcript has a single exon.